UCUCCCGGCGAGACGCGACGCGACCCGGCGGAGGAGGAUGUGCGAGGGGAGGCGGCUGGGCGACGCGGCCCGGCCGGCGUGGGCGGAGCUGCGGAGGAGGGAGGCCGCGGCGGACGCGCGCCUGGCGGCGGCGCGGGCGCGCCUCGCCGAGGCGCUGGCGGAGCUGGAGCGGGCCCGGGCGCGCGCCGCCGAGCUGCAGCGCAGGCUGGAGGAGACCUACGGCAAGCGCCGCCGGCUCAAGCGGGUGGCGGCCGCCGCGCGCGACCGGAUCCACGAGACCCGCGCCCGCCUCCAGGAGCACGAGCAGCAGCAGGACCAGCUCCCCGCCGAAUCCGAUCCCACCUCAUAG
Messenger RNA from Lolium rigidum, 349 nucleotides. RefSeq lists its product as uncharacterized. The coding region runs from base 38 to 349 and encodes 103 amino acids. The transcript has a single exon. The record is from RefSeq and is a predicted model, not a curated record. NCBI's taxonomy places the organism in Eukaryota, Viridiplantae, Streptophyta, Magnoliopsida, Poales, Poaceae.